AGCAAGCCAGCAAGCAGCAGCAGCAGCUCGCCGUGGCCAGCAAGCAGGCCAGAAUGGCAGUGAAACCCAACAAGCAAGCCAGACCAGCGCCAGACUCGGAAUGUCACUGCAGGUCUGCCCAUUGCAUUUCGAACACUUUGAAUCACGAAUGGCGCAGUGGCAGACAGUCUCGUUCUCUCGUGCUAAAGAUCGAGGCUUCCACCUGAAGAUAGGCUGGAAUCAGGAAAGAAUGUUUCAGGAAGCGAUGAAGAUACUGGACGUGCAGGACCCGUUGAAUGCCAAGGAAGUGGAGACGAGUUACAGGCAUCUGUUUGCCAUAAAUGACAAAACGAAAGGCGGCUCCUUGUAUCUCCAGUCAAAAGUUUAUCGUGCCAAAGAACGAAUUGACGAAGCUUUUUCUCAGCGCUGCAGACCAAGACCGGACAACGUAUAG
This is a messenger RNA of Gongylonema pulchrum, 433 nucleotides long. The record is from the annotation of a GenBank genome assembly. NCBI's taxonomy places the organism in Eukaryota, Metazoa, Nematoda, Chromadorea, Rhabditida, Gongylonematidae.